Fusarium musae is the source of this 2121-nucleotide messenger RNA. RefSeq lists its product as uncharacterized. The transcript is spliced from 2 exons. The coding region runs from base 1 to 2121 and encodes 706 amino acids. Lineage: Eukaryota; Fungi; Ascomycota; Sordariomycetes; Hypocreales; Nectriaceae. The record is from RefSeq and is a predicted model, not a curated record.
AUGGUCCGAACCCCUUAUUACGGCGGCAAUCAUCCGCCUCCCCUAUUCAUCGCUGAGCUCGACAGCGAGCCAGGACGUCCCGGUGAUGCCCCAUCUCAUCAUAGGCCAGAUGGAACACCCGUGUUCGAGAUGAGCGGCGAGCCAGUGCUUCCGCAGCAUGGUCAAGAUGGAAAUCAAUCUAGUACUUCUCAUAAUGGCCCGUCGUCCCUCCAUUCUCCGGGUGCGUCCAAACCAACACAACAAGGCCAAGAGGACCAGAACAAGCCAAGCAAAGAUACACUCACUGCAUCCCAAUCUGUCAUGGCCAAUCCCUGGGCAUACUUCGGACCCGAAUCUUCGGAUGGUAAGCCAAAAGAGACGCAACGACCCCAGACAGACAACCGCCAGCCAUCGGAGCCAGUGUACAGACCCUAUCCUGGCGAUAGCAAUGACAGCCCCCCAGAGGUUCCUCAUGGCACACGGCCGUCCACCAAUCCUUCAAGCCCAGUCCUCAAGAAUGAGGACCAUGCCUUCUAUCCUGCUCCGUUGAAGCUUGCCCAUCGUCCUGCCAAUGCAACUUCCCCUCCUGCCUUCAAGGCGUAUGUUCCUCCAGUGGCCCAGGCUUCAUCUGAUUUGGAACUCAAGCCUUUAGGCCGGCCUGAUAGGACCGACUCGCAGUCCCCGACGGCUCUAAAUGCAUAUCGACCAUAUAGACCACAUUCGACUCAGCCUCCUGCUUCACCUGUACUAACAUCCAAUACACAUCCUGCCACUUCGUCCCCUGAUCAGAAUGUCCCUCUUGCAUCGCCUCCAAGCCCCCCGAAACAGCAAUCGCCCGGGACAGUUUCCCACCAAAUCACCUCCACAACAUCUCCGAGCCACACUCCAAACCCUCCAGCUUCGGGUGCCACCCUACCAAAGCCGGCUACCAGUCUUCCUACCUCCCCGAAGCCUCAGACGCAACCACAGUAUGGCAUCCCUAACGCUGCUCCAACUCAACCGGUGCCUCCAUCUACGUCGACCUAUCUUCCCUCCCCUGUGACCCCCUCAGUCCAGUUAUCCUCAGUCGUUUCUUCGCCAGCAACUCCUGCGACGAAUGCUGGAAUUCCCUUCACUCAGCCACAAUAUGCUGCUCACGUUGCUGUCCCGACGUACGCCCAGCCGCAAUAUGGUACUCCGGUUCAAGCACAUAACUUUGGAUUAAGCCAUACCAACACAACCGUUGCACAAGCCCCGGCAUCUGUUAUGCCCACUUCGGCCAGUAACUUGUCACAAUCCACUCCGGCUCAGUUCAACUAUCGUGUGCAGCAGCCAACUUAUUCAACUCCAAUAGAACCAAUACAAAACACUUUAAAUCAAGCAUCCGCUCACCCACCCACACUUUAUCAACAACCAAUUGCUCCCGGGCCCAAUGUACAACAAACACCUGUGCAACAACCGAACACGAGACCGUAUGGUACACCGGUGCCGACAGUGAUCCCACAAUCACCCCCACCUCCAUAUGCGGCUCCGGACACCAGCUUUGGAGCUGGAUCACAACAAUCUGGACCAGCAAAUCCCACGAUUUAUCAACCGUCUCCAACCGGGCCUUAUCCUCCUCAGCCUCAGUAUUCUACCCAACCUACCUACGCUCCGACUACAAGUCCCCCCUUGCCAAAUCACCCGGGAAAUAGCCUACAACCCCCAGCGCUCCCUCCCAGGCCAUCUUCAUCGCAAGGCUUCGCUCCCACAUCAGGCUUCGGUUCAGGUCCUGCUGGUUAUAACCCUGCCAACUAUCCCCGUCCGCCACAAACAUAUUUCGCACCUCCUCCUGCGCUGCCACCACGGCCUGGCCUUGGAAAGCUAGCUGGUGGCGGAGGGAAGUUGUUUGGCAGCAGCUCCGCAGAUAAAUGGCUAAAGAAGACGGGCCAGGUAUUGGAAAGCACGUUGGCACCAUAUCUUCAAGGACAAUCAGGGCAAUCGGCAUCAUAUCGACCGGGCUCCAACGGUUUGCAAGGACAACAGGGACAACCGAUGCAGCAGGCACCAGGCCAGUAUCCCCCCCAAGGCCACCACUUCCAUGCACCUCACUUGGCUCCUCAGUACAGAGGUGCUUCGGAAUCCGGACAUCCACCACAGGGACCCAGUGCACCAGGAUACUAA